CGUUCAGACUUCAUCGCUAUGAUCGGAGAAUACGUCGGGACUGUGCUCUUCAUGAUCUUCGCUUUGGGCGGAACCAACGUCGCCCUCAUCCCCAGCACCUCCAUCACUGGCGAGACCGCCGCCGGACAAGACAACUCGGCUGUGUCUACCGUCAACACCUCCAACCUCCUGUACAUCGCACUGUCCUUCGGUUUCUCCCUCGCCGUGAACGCCUGGAUCUUCUUCCGAGUCUCCGGUGGGCUCUUCAACCCCGCCGUGUCACUCGGUAUGAUGCUUGUCGGCGCCUUGACACCGGUCCGCGCUGCACUGCUCGCCUUUGUCCAGGUCCUCGGCGGUAUCACCGGAGCUGCCAUUAUUGACGCCAUCACUCCCGGCACUUUGAACGUCCGUACCCAGCUCGGUGGCGGGACGUCCGUCGCUCAAGGUCUCUUCAUCGAAAUGUUCCUCACGGCGCUCCUCAUGCUCGCCAUCCUCUUACUCGCCGCCGAGAAGAACAAGGCCACCUUCAUCGCCCCUAUCGGUAUCGGACUCGCGCUCUUUGUCGCUGAGCUCCUCGGUGUCUACUAUACUGGUGGAUCGCUGAACCCGGCCAGGAGCUUUGGGCCGGCGGUUGUCUUGAGGACGUUCACCAACUACCACUGGAUCUACUGGCUCGGCCCCGCUCUCGGAGCCAUCAUUGCCGCCGGGUUUUACAAGAUGCUCAAGUGGCUGCAGUACGAGACUGUCCUCGGCCCCGAGGAUGGCGAGGCACCGCGCCCCGCUGUGCUCGCUCUCGCUGCACCAGGUGGCAUGAUGGACGAGGAGAAGGCGAUUGGAUCCGGCGGUGACAACAACACCGCUGGCGGUAUGCUUGCUGUCUCUGGACCGGGUCUUGGGGAUCUGCACACUGAGCCCGCUAUCACCGGUGGUGUAAGUGUCUAUUCUUUCUUGAAGCUAUGA
Messenger RNA from Dioszegia hungarica, 939 nucleotides. RefSeq names its product aquaporin-like protein. Gene Ontology annotation, molecular function: water channel activity. The record is from RefSeq and is a predicted model, not a curated record. Gene Ontology annotation, biological process: transmembrane transport. Gene Ontology annotation, cellular component: plasma membrane. The transcript is spliced from 3 exons. The annotation marks the transcript as partial. Lineage: Eukaryota; Fungi; Basidiomycota; Tremellomycetes; Tremellales; Bulleribasidiaceae.